AUGGUGCCAGAUACCACCUUCAAAAGAGAUUUAUCAAAAGAAUUACUCGAAAUCUUCAUAAAAGGAUACGAAAAUGACCGAGUAAUACAAGUGGAGGUAAACGAAUGGUUCAAAACACACAGUGAACCACCAGCACAAAUAUUUCAAAUGAUAUUCGAGCGAAGUAACGAUGAAACAGACUAUAAAACACUAUUAGCAUUUAUGUAUUGCCUGGGAAUAGGAACAGAGAUUGAUAAAUGUGAAACGUUUCGAUAUUAUUUGACCGCUGCGGAACAAGGAGAUCCAGCGAUAUAUUGGUAUCGGCGGGCAUUCGAUUGUGGAGAUACGGAGUAUUCAAAGGAGCAAUUAUAUUAUGUCUUUUUGAAGAACGAUUGA
Molecule: messenger RNA, 375 nt
Organism: Ambispora gerdemannii
Lineage: Eukaryota; Fungi; Glomeromycota; Glomeromycetes; Archaeosporales; Ambisporaceae
Source: the annotation of a GenBank genome assembly